This is a messenger RNA of Corticium candelabrum, 1834 nucleotides long. RefSeq names its product nischarin-like. The record is from RefSeq and is a predicted model, not a curated record. NCBI's taxonomy places the organism in Eukaryota, Metazoa, Porifera, Homoscleromorpha, Homosclerophorida, Plakinidae. The coding region runs from base 359 to 868 and encodes 169 amino acids. The transcript is spliced from 11 exons.
GUUGCAAGACAAACAGCUUUUUCCGCAGCAAGCUGCCUGAGUGUCUUUCUAUGAAAAGAACUACCAGGACCUGAGGUACAUCCAGGUGCUCAUACGUCUCCUAGUGCUAGUAUAUGUGCUGUGAUGAAGAAACUUGCACAUCAUUUCUGUCUCUACGGGUGACGAGCUGCUUGAGAAGAAGAUUGGAUUUUGUGCGACACCAGAGCAAGUCUAUUGUAUAUCCAAACAACUGAAAUUACCCGUCUGCAAGUCAGAUGCUGUAGAUGCCAGUGAUGAUGUCGGUCACGUGUACAGUUUUGUUUACAAUGUCACACAUGUGCCCGUCUCGUCGGCUAUUCGACCUCUCGCUGUCAGCAGCAUGAGAUAUGAUUUGUCACUAUUCAAGUCUUUAGCAGAUUUGAAGAUCAGUGGUUGUGACUUGUCACUCAUUGAUGUUCUCAGCAUUUUACAGAGUCAACUAACUCACAUGUCAGUACACCAGUCAUUGAAAUCAAUGCAGGAAUUGUUUGUUGAUUGUGUCAUAGCAAAACGAACGUCUGCGCCAUCUCAAUCAGCUUCCACGUUCAAACGUUGGCGGCGAACCUGUCACGGCAAACUGAUCGCCAGUCGGCAUGUCCUUCAACCAUGGAGAUCUCUACAAGUUGUCAACAUCAGCCACAAUUGCAUCAAAUUUCUUGAUCAGUCGCUAGAUCUCAUGCCUCAUGUGAGACAGAUGAGUGUGAAUCACAAUGAGUUGGAACAGUUAGAUUUCCAGCAGUUGAGUCAAAUGUCGUUGGUCAAACUAGACGUCUCAUUCAAUACUCUCAAGCUGCUGUCGUCCAGUAAACAGGUUGUGAGAAUCUUGUUAAUCUCGUUCAUCUCAAUGUGAAGAAUAAUCUUCUCACUCAUGUAAAUGAACUGAAUUGUUUGUCAAAUCUUGCUCAUUUGUCAGACUUGGUAUUUGCAGGAAAUCCGUUUGCGAGGGGAAUGCUGCAUAGGGCAAGUGUGUUUGCUAGAUUACAUCUUGUUGCUAGACAGUUAACUUUAGAUGGCUACAAGAUGUCACGAAGAGACGAGUCGAAAAUCCGUUGUCACAUGUCUGUCUCUCCUCCACAUCAUCUCAUCUCAAACACAUCAUCAUCCAGACCCCAUCACUCUCGCUCGUUAUUCGUCCCGACUUCGUGUGCAACACACAACAUUCAACAACCAACAGCGAGUGUCAAACCGUCAUCUCAAACGGUCGAAAACAGACAGAUAAAACGAUCGACGGCUGCACUGACUUUACUAGAGAAGAGGGAAAUGAAUGGACGUGACGUCAUGACGGAUUCAUGCAUGUCACGUGACUUGAGUGACAAUGAGACAUUGGGGGAUGAGAGUGAGCAUAGCACUCGAUCAUCAUCGACACUUCAUUCUCCAUCAAUGUCUUAUAGUUUGGCUUCUGGUCAUCGAAGACACGCCCACACACCAGAGGAAGGAAAUGAGUUAAGAACACGGUCAUCGACUGCAUCUCCACAAACUGUGGCUGUCCCUCAUUGCCAUGUUGAUAUCAAUGAUUUGAGUCAGGGUGGACGCAAUUCUCUGAGUCAAUUGUUGUCUCUUUCUGGUGAAAAUCUGAGUGAGAGAGAGGGUUAUGAGAUGAGAAAGAGUGGAGCAAUUUGAGCACAUGUUGACUAGAUGAGUACGAUGCAUGUGGGUCUUGCAGUCAAUCGGGUCAGCACAUGCACACACAAUAGAUCGUCACAUUGCAUAGAGGUAGAGAUAAUUACUCAUUUUUAAUCGACAGAUUUAUGUGAUUGUUUUAGCACUCAGCAAUAAAUAUUUUGUCUAAUUAGUAAAAAUUAGUUUGGAGUGACAU